AUGUUGAGCAUCACAGUCCUCGCCGCACUCCUGGCCUGCGCCUCCAGCUGCGGGGUUCCCAGCUUCCUGCCCAAUCUAUCAACCCGAGUGGUAGGAGGAGAGGAUGCCAUACCCCACAGCUGGCCCUGGCAGAUCUCCCUCCAGUACCUCAAGGACAAUACGUGGAGGCACACCUGUGGUGGUACCUUGAUUGCCAGCAACUACGUCCUCACGGCUGCCCACUGCAUCAACAAUGCUCUCACCUACCGAGUGGGCCUGGGAAAGAACAACCUGGUUGUGGACAAUGAGGAAGGCUCCCAGUUCGUGUCUGUGGAUACCAUCUUCGUCCAUGAGAAGUGGAACUCUUUCCUGGUGCGCAAUGACAUCGCCCUCAUCAAGCUGGCUGAGCCCGUGGAGCUGAGUGACACCAUCCAGGUGGCCUGCCUGCCCGAGGAGGGGUCCCUGCUACCUCAGGACUUUCCCUGCUACGUCACUGGUUGGGGCCGCCUUUGGACCAAUGGUCCCAUCGCAGAUAACCUGCAGCAGGGCCUGCAGCCAGUGGUGAAUCACUCCACGUGCACGCAGAGUGACUGGUGGGGCACCAUGGUGAAGGAAACAAUGGUGUGUGCUGGAGGCGACGGCGUCAUCUCAGCCUGCAACGGGGACUCGGGUGGUCCACUGAACUGCCAGGCAGAGAAUGGCUCCUGGGAGGUGCGUGGUAUUGUCAGCUUCGGCUCAGGGCUGGGCUGCAACACCCGCAAGAAGCCCGCGGUCUACACCCGUGUGUCUGCCUACAUCGACUGGAUCAACGAGCCUGUGCUGGAUGCAAUGGAGGCUCAGGAGAAGGAGGAGACCCCGGUGCAGCCCUCAGGGGCUCAGGUGUGA
Messenger RNA from Chrysochloris asiatica (Cape golden mole), 864 nucleotides. RefSeq names its product chymotrypsin C (caldecrin) (gene CTRC). Gene Ontology annotation, molecular function: serine-type endopeptidase activity. Gene Ontology annotation, biological process: proteolysis. The record is from RefSeq and is a predicted model, not a curated record. Lineage: Eukaryota; Metazoa; Chordata; Mammalia; Afrosoricida; Chrysochloridae. Bases 1 to 864 code for a protein of 287 amino acids. The transcript is spliced from 8 exons.